UUGACGUUUCUCUUUCGUCCGUCACAUGUGUUUUGCAUCUGCGCAAGGUUCUGGAAAAUUUUGCCGGGUCGUCUAUUUUCUCCUUCAUUCUUUCCCAGUUGUCCGCCGCGUUCUGAGGUCCCGUUUCUCGUGACUCCGGUGCAGUGAAAGUGAAGUAAUUCGAUCCGAUAAAUUAUCCAGUGAAAAGUGCAAACCCUGAUUGAACGAUGUCGGCCAAUUCAGUGCUGUUGGAUUUCUCGCUAGACCCGACUCGCAUCAACGACGAGGUUUCGCGCAAAGACAUCGUAAAGUUAUGCAAGGAGCACCUGGAGAAGUACAUUUCCGGCCUGAAAAUCACCUACGACAUGCUGACCGAGGACGGGUACCUUUGUAUGCUGAAUGCCCCCGGGGCGGUUAUCACGACGAUUCGGUUCUUCAGCCAGGGUCUCAUCACGAUUAACAUCGAGUACUAUCGGGGCGAGUGCGAGGCGCCAAAAAUUUCCUUCGAACAAAUAAAAUCGCUAGAGAAUAAUUUACGCCUAAAGCUAGAGGCAAAGCGCUCCAAGCAUCUCCCACCGAUAAAAAGAGGCAGUAAUAUUGACGUAUACUUAACGAGCUCAGAUGAACGUGUAAUUGAAUACGACAUCGACAAGGUGCUUUACGAUAAGCGUUCUGAUUUCCAGAAAAUCCAGAUCGUCCAUUCCAAGAGCUUGGGUAACAUGCUCGUUCUGGAUGAGUUGCAAAAUAUUGCCGAGGCCGAUCUUAUUUACACGGAAACGUUGAUGCGCCGCGGUGUAGAAAACUACAAGGACAAAGAAAUCUGCAUUCUUGGUGGCGGCGACGGUGCUUUACUAUACGAACUCCUCAAAGAGGAACCAAAGCAUGUAGUCAUGCUGGAAAUUGAUGAUCUCGUCAUGGCAGCCUGCAACAAGUACAUGAAUUCCAUCUGUGGCGACGUACUGGAGAAGCGCAAAAGUGACAAUUACGAGAUUGUCGUGGGAGACUGUAUGAUGUAUUUGAACAAGUUCAUCAAGGAGGGACGUAAAUUCGAUUACGUGUUCGGUGAUUUGACCGAUAUCCCAAUUUCGGAUACCCCCACCGGUGAAAUUUGGGACUUUAUUCGCGUUAUUUUGGAAUCUUCGUUCAAGGUGCUCAAACCGAGCGGCAAAUUUAUGACCCAUGGCAACGGAGUCAGCUGUCCGGAAUCUCUCCAAAUGUACGAAGAACAGCUAGACAAGCUUUCGCCAAAGGUAAACUACACAAAGUGCAGCGCAUUCGUGCCAUCCUUCAUGGAAGAGUGGGUCUUCUACCAAGUGCAGUAUGCGCCGGAUGCCGCUACCAGCGUUUGACUUCCAUACUGGCCCCAUAAGCAGAUUGAUGGAUUCGAAACUCCAACCCUCAAACCCCGAGAAGCACCUGGACUAGCCCGUUUUUAUUGUCAGCAAUGCAGUAGAUCUGCCUCAGUAGCCAACGCAGAACCGAUCCUUUCAGUCUCGAUGUCAGUGUACUCAAAAUAUAAUAGCCUUUCAACUCGUAAUAACAGCAUUAUGAAACUGCUCAUGACGAUACACAGUAGCAGGUACUUAUUAUAGUAGUAGCACUUUAAUAUCUACUUGUCGGCACAGUAUAAGUUAAUUUUAGACACAGCGACAAAGUUUAACUUUCGAUCGUCUUUUUUUUUUGUUCGAUCAAGGAACGAAACCUUUUGAAAGUGGCCAUACUAUGACUUAAAUCAUUUCAGCCAUCCAGCAGUGAACACCUCCUAAACUAUCGUUAUAUGUUUUGUUUCUGUUUAAGUGUUUUAUAGGUUUAGUUGGCAUUUAACAUACUUCAAGCACAAAGUUAUUCGUUGUACUUAGCGCAGCUGGUUGUGUCUUCAGUUAGUUCCUGUAGUUGUUAUGUUCCUAUUUGAUUUAUUUUAAUUUCCAAGUCAAGUUAUCGUGAGACAAACUAUGUGAAAGAAUAGUUGAAUCUAUAAAUUAGCAAAUUUUAUGUCUGGAAGUGUGAGAUCAAAAUGGAGUGAUGAAAAAAUAUUACCAUUAUUAUGAUAAAUGUAAGUAUACCUGAAUCUGAUGCUGUUACAAUUCUUUCCAUGAUGUUGUAGAGCAGAUAAUUCUCUAUGAAAUACAGAUCUUGAAUCCAUCCUGA
This is a messenger RNA of Armigeres subalbatus, 2127 nucleotides long. It is a transcript of the gene Sms, whose product is annotated as spermine synthase. Bases 207 to 1328 code for a protein of 373 amino acids. Gene Ontology annotation, molecular function: spermine synthase activity. Gene Ontology annotation, biological process: spermine biosynthetic process. Lineage: Eukaryota; Metazoa; Arthropoda; Insecta; Diptera; Culicidae. The transcript is spliced from 5 exons. The record is from RefSeq and is a predicted model, not a curated record.